AUGUCGACUCAAGCAGGCAAUCCUAACAUGGAAUUAUUAAUUCCUAUGAUCAAUCAACUUCAACACAUAUUUACGGCAGCUAAUGCAAAAUUAACAUUAACAUUGCCACAGAUAGCAGUAGUCGGUUCGCAAUCAGCUGGAAAAAGUUCAGUACUGGAAAAUAUUGUCGGCCGAGAUUUUCUUCCUCGUGGUGGAAAUAUGGUUACUAAACGACCUCUUGUUCUUCAAUUGAUUAAUUUACAAGGUCAAGAAUAUGCUGUAUUUGGACAUAAACCACAACAAAGAUUUGUGAACUACGUUGAUGUUCGUGCUGAAAUAGAAAAUGAUACAAAAUCAGUUGUACGCGACGAUAUGGGUGUCUCUAAUAUACCCAUUAAUUUAACGAUUUAUUCACCACACGUCGUCAAUCUUACUCUGGUUGAUUUACCUGGCAUGGUUAAAGUACCAUCUCAAGGACAACCACCUGAUAUUGUCAAAAAAAUCGAUGAUAUUAUCAUUAAUUAUAUAAGCAAUGAAAAUUGUCUUAUUCUAGCUGUUACACCAGCUAAUAUUGAUAUUGUUACAUCAGAUGCUCUAGUUAUGGCACGUAGUCAAGAUCCCAUGGGUAAACGUACAAUUGGUGUAUUAACAAAACUUGACAUGAUGGGUAAAGGUCAUAAUGCUCGCGAAGUACUUUUAAAUAAACUUGUCGUACUUGAACGGGGAUUUAUCGGUGUCGUACUUCGUGGUCAACGUCUCGAUGAACAUGGUCGAGCAUCGAAAGAAUUAGAUAUUGCCGGUGCACUUGAAUUUGAACGUCAAUUCUUCCAGAAUGAAUCUGCUUAUCGUGACAUUGCUGAUCGAAUGGGUGUUCCAUAUUUGCAACGUUCACUUAGUUUACAAUUAACUGAACAUAUUCUUAAAUGUUUACCCGAGUUAAAACGAGAUUUGCAAGGUCGAUUUCGUGAUUUGUCAAAAGAAGUUGCUGAGUAUCGUGCAUCAGCUAUGUAUGAAAGUUCAACAACAUCCGAUACGAAAGCACUUGUUGGAUUAACACAUGAAUUACGUGAAGACUUUGAUACGGCAUUACAAGGUAACAAUUUAAAAGAAGCCGAUCUAAAAACACUCACAGGUGGUGCACGUAUUGCAAAUAUAUUUCGCGAACGUUUUCCAUUUGAAUUAGUUAAAGUUGAAUUACAAGAUAAAGAUAUGCGUAAUCAAACAGUAGUUGCAAUAAAAAACAUUCGUGGUUUUCGAUCUGGUCUUUUUACACCAGAUGAAGCAUUUGAAUAUAUUGUUCAAAUGCAAAUAUCGAAAUUUGAGGAUCCGAUUAUGAAAUGUGUCGAUAUGGUUGCAUCAGAGCUAGGCGGUAUUGUGCAUGAAGCAACUAGUAAAAUGAAACGUUAUCCUUUAUUACGACAAGCAGCAGAAGAAUUGCUUAUACAAUAUCUUAAAGAAAGAGAAAUCGCAGCAAAACAAGCAUGUUCCGCUUAUAUACAGACUCAAUUAGCGUAUAUUAAUACAAAUAAUGAAGAUUUUAUUGGGUUCGCAAGUGCGGAAAAAUCUGUCAAUUCCGGUGAAACCAAACGACAUGUCACAAAUCAGAUUAUUCGUAAAGGUUAUCUUCGUGUUCAUACUGGCGUCAAGUUAUUUCAAGCAAAAGAUUUUUUCUUUGUUUUAUCAACUGACAAUUUAUCAUGGUUUACUGAUGCAGAUGAAAAAGAUAAAAAAUAUAUGUUACCAUUAGAAAAUCUUAAAAUUCGUGAUGUCGAAGGUGGCUUUAUGGCGAAACGACCACAAUUUGCAAUAUUUAAUACUGAAGGAAAAAAUGUUUAUAAAGAACAUAAAGUACUCGAAUUAUCAGUUGAUAAUGCGGAAGAACUUGAUACAUGGAAGGCAUCAUUCUUACGUGCUGGCGUUUAUCCUGAACGUGAACAACGACAAGAGGAUUCAACAUCAGCGGCUGAAGUUGGCCCUGUCGAUCCUCAUAUGGAACGACAAGUUGAAACUAUCAACAAAUUAGUUUCAUCAUAUAUGCAAAUAGUCGCUAAAAUGACACGUGAUUAUAUUCCCAAGGCAAUUAUGUAUAAUAUUGUUCAAAAUGUGCAAAAAUUCGUAGCAAAAGAAUUAUUAGCGCAUCUGUAUGCACUUCCGGAUCCAAAAUCAUUAUUACAAGAAUCUGAAGAAGAACGACUACGUCGAGAAGCUAAAAUAGCGGAAUAUGAAGCUAUUAAAAAUGCUUUAAGCAUCAUCGAAAAUUUUCAUAUAAACGCUCGAAAAAUUGAUGGAUCUGUUAUGCCAGUAUCGGUCUUAGCUGCUGGUAUGUCUAAUGCAUCACCCAAUCAUUCGAUGAACAGUAUUAGUUUUGCACCAACAUCGAACUAUCCAUCGAAUUCACUUGAUACAACGUCCUAUUAUCAACAACAAACGCUUGGAGGUCGUCCCUCAAGCCCAAAUACGCUGCGGAAACCACCAGCACCCAUGUUUCCAAAUCCUAAUGUAAUUGGGUCACGAGACCCGCCACCACCACCAUUACGACCGAAUCCAGUGGCUAUUCAAACUGGUGGAAACUUCCCGAACUUUCCUGCACAAAUGAUCAAUCAACCAAUGAUGAAUCCACAAGGUAGAGCGAGUCCUCAACUAGCAAACUUUACAUCGCCUUUAACACCAAUACGCCCAACACCAAUUAUUCCGCCACGGCCAGCAGAACGACCACCGGUCCCACAACGGAAUUAA
Molecule: messenger RNA, 2715 nt
Organism: Rotaria socialis
Lineage: Eukaryota; Metazoa; Rotifera; Eurotatoria; Philodinida; Philodinidae
Source: the annotation of a GenBank genome assembly